AUGAAUCAUUUUGGGGGUUUGGUGAUGACGCUCAACCAUGGGCUGAUCAACUCGUUUUCUCCCUUGACCUCUGGAGGGAACAAGUGGCAAAAGAUAAGUCAUCCUGAAAACAUAACUGAGAUACUUAAACAGGUCUACAAAGACCAUUCCACUGAUGUGGAUAAACUAUUCUCACGUAUUGUGGAGAUCACGCAGCACCCGGCUGCUUCUGCCUCCUUUGCGUCAAUCAUGUUUGCUCCUGGUGGAGAGCUAUCUUUCUCUGAAGCUUUAUCUAGGUGUAAGAAAAACAAUGUUCAGAUAUGUCUAAUGUAUGGAAAAAAAGAUCCAUGGGUGGGACCAAUAUGGAGAAAGAAGAUAAAGAAGGAAUUGCCCAACGCUCCAUACUAUGAGAUCAACCCAGCGGGUCACUGCCCACACGAUGAAGUCCCUGAGGGUAAGCGUUUGAAUCCUCUGAGCUUGAAAGAGCUGCAACACCUUGAGAAGCAACUAAAUUUCUCCCCAGUAUCUGUGAGAGAGCGAAAGAUAAAGGUUAUAGGAUUUCAGGAACUAAUGUUGACUAAACAACUUGAGGAAUCUCGGCUGAAGGAACAGCGAGCAGAGCUGGAAAAUGAGACCUUACGUAGACAGGUGAGUGCAACCACUCUUUUAUCAUUUGUGUUGAAUUGUCUCCUAUCACAUGAUAUUUCUUUCUCCGACUUCUAA
Messenger RNA from Eruca vesicaria subsp. sativa (arugula), 702 nucleotides. Lineage: Eukaryota; Viridiplantae; Streptophyta; Magnoliopsida; Brassicales; Brassicaceae. The record is from the annotation of a GenBank genome assembly.